CACAAUCAAUUUAAUCACUUAACACCUCGUUAAAAUUUGUACUAUUACCUUGUUCCAAAGUUAGUAUAAAAUAAUUAUUUUUUUUUUAAUUCUGUUAGUUGCGUUGUGAUCUGUAUUGAAAAAUGGCGAAUAAAUGUCUAUAUCUUAUCCUUUUCCUAUGUUCAUUGGGUUAUCUCCAAGAAACUACAUGUGAAGCUGAUCCACAACUUGGACUCGGGAAUUUACUUGGCUACGGAAGAAGACCAGAUUAUCCUGGAAAUUUUGGAUACGGAUCUAACAGUGGCUACAACUUUCCUGGAAAUGGUGGAUACGGAUCUAACAUAGGCUACAAUCAAUACAGACGACCAUCUCGGUAUCCAUUUGGUGGUCAGUAUCAACCAGGAUAUGGCUAUGGUUCUGGAAGGGGAUUUGGAUAUGGAAACAGGCCAGGAGAUAGAUUUCCUUCUAGUUCAGGUGGAGGUGUGUUAUUUGGAUAUGCGUACCGUGGAGGAAGUAACUAUCCAAAUGGAAAUAUAUUUAGUCGACCUAAUUACGGCAAAAAAUAAAUUUACUAUAAGUUAUUAAUAAAAAAAUUAAAAAAAAUUAAA
This is a messenger RNA of Diabrotica virgifera virgifera (western corn rootworm), 587 nucleotides long. RefSeq names its product probable peroxisomal membrane protein PEX13. The transcript is spliced from 2 exons. Bases 123 to 545 code for a protein of 140 amino acids. Lineage: Eukaryota; Metazoa; Arthropoda; Insecta; Coleoptera; Chrysomelidae. The record is from RefSeq and is a predicted model, not a curated record.